CAACUUUCAAAAUCAAAAAAACAAAUUAACAUCAAAAUAUUGCAUACAGAAACAAAGUUAGCGAUAGACCCGAGGAAGAAGAUUCACAUAAACCCCUCAAUUUCAGUGCUUUUUUCAAAAUCACUUCAAACAAAAACAAAAUGUUAUUAAUUUAGAGUAUAAUAUAAUGUGAGAGAUACGAGAUGAGGAAAACUCAAGCCAAACGACAGCGUAUUCCCCGGAGAGGACCUGGCGUUGCCGAGCUUGAGAAGAUCCUCAAGGAGCAAGAAAGCGGCGGCGCCUCCACUGAUCAACACAUUUCGCCCCACACUAAUUCUACUUCUACUGCUACUACUCAUCCGUUAUCGUUAAACCCUCCACUGCCUCCGCCGCCGCCUCCCCCUCCGCCGCUUGUUCAGAUAAUGACGCCGUCGCCGACGCCGCCGCCGCGUGACUAUGUUUCUUGGACGAAUAAUCUUCCGUUGUUUCCAACUCUUGAAUUUAUUCCCCCGCCUUAUCUGCCAACCGUCGCUGCCGAAAAACCCUUGUUUCCGACAACACGAAUAUCGGAGGCGUCGCAGUUGAAUUUGGCUCCGUAUUUUCUCCCGACUUUUCAAUUCUCUGCUUCGUCUUGCAAUCCUGACCAAUAUUAUAAUCCGAUGGUGAAUAUUAAUCAAGGAUCUGGAUCAUCGUGUCCGUCAGCCACAUCAUCGUCGGCGGGGAGAUAUCUUCGUGAAAUAGAGCACCCUUCAAGCCAAAUAUCUACGGAUUUCAACAACAUUUGGACCUCGCCGGAAGAACAAGAAAAGGCAAAUUACUUCUCCUUACUUUUCUUUUUUUGA
Molecule: messenger RNA, 821 nt
Organism: Cucumis melo (muskmelon)
Lineage: Eukaryota; Viridiplantae; Streptophyta; Magnoliopsida; Cucurbitales; Cucurbitaceae
Exons: 3
Coding region: 183-821 (212 amino acids)
Source: RefSeq, a predicted model, not a curated record